AUGCACUAUUUGAUUGACAACUUGUGGAAAGCAAUCAGCCAAAUAAUGAGUAAUGGUAAAGAAUCAUUAGAGAAGAAGACAACUGAGAAAACGAAUAAUGCGUCGGUGAUAAUUUAUGUUAUCAAUAAUUACAUUGAAGAGGAAGUUGGAGAUGAUGAAGAAAAAAAACCAAUGAUAAAGCAAAGUGCGACGAUGAUAAAUACGGAAUUGAGAGAUGGCAACAAGACAACAUCAUUAGCUAAGAAACAUGGAAACAAUAAGCAACAAAAGUCGACUACAAAACUAGCUGAUAAAAUUCUAAAAACUUCAGAAUUAACAACUCAAUCCUUAAAACUGUCACCUUCAAAAAAUCACACAAAUAUUUUUUCAUCAAAGUCAACAAAAAAAGCAAAGGAAAAAUCAGGGAGAGUGCGUGUAAAAAAACCAGAAAUUGAUACUACAUCUUCCAUUAUCUUACCCAAAAUGAACCUUGAUACGAAAAUCGUCUUAUCAAGUGUUACAACAGUUUCAGACACACAAUCGAGAAUGACUGCAUAUCCCUUUCAAAAUAUCUCUUCAAAUUAUAGCAUUGGAGAUAAAGCAACAACUAAGUCCUUGAAGAAAAUAACUAACAACAGUAUCAGUCAAAAAUUAACGACCAAAAUCGAAAACCGGCCAACAGAAGCAAUACAAAUGUCCACAGAUUUUGCAAAAAUAGACGAACACAAUUUUGAUGCACCAAAUGCUUUCGGCAAUCAAUCUAGCACUUCAAUCGUUACUUCUACUGAAGCAAUGAAAAUUGAAACAAAGUUAACAACAAUGAAAUAUCAAAAUUUGAGCGUGCCAAUGAAAGAAGAAGAUUCUAAGAGAAAACAAACCAAACAAAAUCAGCAAAUGCAAAAUAAAAAAGUUAUAUCACUAACUACACGAACAGUAAAAAAGAUUGCGACCAAUAAGAAAAAAUCGAAAGUUUCCUCACAAGUUUUGUUUGGAAUGAGUGCACAUCUACCCAAAAAUAAUUCAGUAAAAUUUAUCUCAAAAAUUAUUAAGACCAUUAGCAUACCGCUGUCCAUUGCUGCUUCCAGCACAGAAACUAAAAACGUUUCUAAAACAUCUAGAAGAAACUUCAUGGAUGCAAAUGCAUUUUCGAAGAUAUCCUUGAAGAAUAAUACCACUAAAGCAUUACUGAAAUUAUCUACACUCGAACCAAAAACAACUAAGAGAUCUCUUUCAAUAAAAACUAGUUCCGAAUCAAAUAAUUUUCAAGCAAAGAAAAAAAACUCCCUCAAAACAAUGGUGACAUCAAAUACAAUUGCGCCAGCGAAAACUACAGGAGUUAUGAAAUCGAAAGAAGUAAUUUUGAAAUCAAAUGUUUCUAGAGCAAAUUUUUCAUCUUCAGUGACUGAAACUCUCACAUCACCGAAGUUUGAAAUAAAUUCACAAGCAUUUUCUUUGCCUACCUUAUCACAGCUACUACCAGUAACUAUGGCGACAUCACAGACAUUGAAUAAUAAUUCACAACUUUCCACAAAUAAUCCCUCAAUGCUUAAUGUAAUUGCCGACGAUGAAGUGGAAAUAGAAAACACUUCAUCACUGACAUCUGCAAAUAACAGCUCUGACCAUCUGUUAGAAAAAAAUCAACUGCACUACCAUUACUUGAAAAUAUUAGCAGAAUACAUGGAUCUCAGCUUUCCUCACCUUCUAUUAUCACAAAUUUUGAAUUUCUUAAUAACUUAA
This is a messenger RNA of Thelazia callipaeda (thelaziosis nematode), 1716 nucleotides long. The record is from the annotation of a GenBank genome assembly. NCBI's taxonomy places the organism in Eukaryota, Metazoa, Nematoda, Chromadorea, Rhabditida, Thelaziidae.